This is a messenger RNA of Cyphellophora europaea CBS 101466, 1089 nucleotides long. RefSeq lists its product as uncharacterized. The transcript has a single exon. Lineage: Eukaryota; Fungi; Ascomycota; Eurotiomycetes; Chaetothyriales; Cyphellophoraceae. Gene Ontology annotation, molecular function: iron-sulfur cluster binding; catalytic activity. The coding region runs from base 1 to 1089 and encodes 362 amino acids. The record is from RefSeq and is a predicted model, not a curated record.
AUGCAGUCGAUCCUGACUAAGGUGGCACGCACGGCGCGCCCGCGUCUGUCGUUGGCGCCCUUCCUGCCGCUACAGUCUUCAGCAAGACGGACGCUCCACUUAGCUCCUCCCUUCCUCCUCGAUGAAUACACUCCCCGCUACCAGCUGCUAUCAUCUGUAGCAGAAUCCAAGAAGCGGUCGCUGGCAUACGCUCAUCUUCGUCAGUGCAACCUAUGUCCCCGGCUAUGCAAUGUCAACAGAUAUGAGACAACCGGGCACUGCAUGAUUGGCGCUGAGACUGUCAAGGUCAGCACUAUAGCUCCGCAUUUCGGCGAGGAGCCAUGUCUCCAAGGCCACAAUGGGAGCGGCUCCGUCUUCUUCAGCGGCUGCAACCUGCGCUGUGUCUUCUGCCAAAACCAUGACAUUGCACACCAGAAGCAGGGUUUUGAUCUGACGCCAGAAGAGCUUGCGGACUGGAUGAUCAAGUUGCAGCAAGUGGGACGUGUGCACAACAUCAAUUUUGUUACGCCAGAGCAUGUCGUACCCCAAGUUGCUCUGGCAAUUAUGGCAGCCAAAGACAUGGGUUUGAGGGUACCCAUUGUCUACAACACGAGCUCUUUUGAUAGCCUGGAUAGUCUGAAGCUGAUGGAUGGUCUGGUGGACAUUUAUCUGCCCGAUUUCAAGGUCUGGGAGGACGCCACGAGCAGACGGUUACUCAAGGCCGACUCAUAUGCCGAGCACGCGCGCAAGAGCAUCCAAGAGAUGUAUCGACAGGUAGGAGAUUUAUGCUUCACACCCGAUGGCAUCGCCCGCAAAGGCGUCUUAGUGCGACAUCUAGUCAUGCCGGGGAAGGAGGAAGAGGGCGUGAAGAUCGUUAACUGGCUUGCUAGCAGCCUGGGCAAAGACAUAUUCGUGAACGUGAUGGAACAGUAUCAUCCUGACGCUCACGUCGGUAAGUCCCAGCGAGGCUCGAAGACCGGGUCCAAGCGCUACCCAGAAAUUAAUCGAGCAGCCACCGAGCAUGAGGUUGGUAAAGUGCAGAAAGCCGCUCGCGAAGCCGGCCUGUGGCGCUUUGUUGAAGCUGCUGCUCAUGGUGGUUUCAACAUCUAG